UACUGUUAAUUUCGAUUUGAUUACCGGAUACUGCUUGACCAAAGUACGGAUAACGACAGCUCAUUUGCGCGACCUCCACCAAGUUCGACACAUGUUGGCGUCCUUCAUUCGGCGGACACAGCGCCAUGCACCGCUUAGGCCGUGCUUCUCUUCGAUUGCAUCCAAUGAACCAUAUCGGCGAGGGAACACUUGGCCUUCGUUGACACUGUCGGAAGAGGCAAAGGUUAUGAAGGAGCUCGACGCUAUCAAAACCAAUUUGGAAAGUACACCGACUGCGGUGUCGGUCGACUACUGGCGCGACGUGGGCAGAACUUUGGGAAAGUGUCGGUCCAGCGACCUCCUCGAGGCUGCCCGUCCACUUGUGACCAAGACCAGCCUCUUAGCGUCGCCCGUUGGCGUCGUCCACAACGAAAUGAUUCGCAUCUUGUUGAAUCUUGGCCUGCUGGAUGACGUCAUUGCGAUGGCCAAGUCGGGCGCGUUGCCGCUGACGAGCCGCACUGUGUCUCGUAUCCUUGGGGCAUGCGUCCGUGAGUCUAACAAAGACAAGUUCGUGCAGGGCUUCGAACUCUUUGACUUGGCCUGUACUCAGCAGCAACAAGUGCCGCACAUGUCCACCUUCCAUUCGCUCUUCAUCCUGUGCGCCAAAAGCAACGACCAAGCCCGAUUGGCGCAAGUCAAGCGAUACAUGCAACAACAUAAUGUCGCGAUGGAUGCCGUGUGUCAUGGCAUCUGCCUUCGCAUGGACUGCCGCGCCGGCAACGUGACCGAGGCCAUUGCUCGGUACCACCAGUUGACUAGAGACGGCAUGACGCUGCCCGUGAACCACUUGAAUGAUUUUCUGGACGACUUGACCGAAUCCGAUCAUUACGACGACGCGGUGCAAAUCUUUGAAACCGCGCAAACCAACAUGCCCAUCAAACCGUGGGGCAAGGCGCCACCUCUCGACGAAACAGCCGGUCGAUUGCCUCUGAAUGUCAUUUCGUACAACAUUAUGAUCAAGUUGUGCGGCAAGGAGCAUCGGAUGGACGAAGCGUUCAAGUGGUACGAGGCCAUGAAGGCCACGGGCCUCAAACCAUCGACGGUCACAAUCAACACGAUGCUGCACGGCGUAUUUCAUGGCCAGUUCCGGACGGUUAACGCGGCCGCCAUCUACUCGGGACUUGCGGGGCUAGGGGCCAUCGUCGCCACGGCCUUGUACUCGUCCGACUUGUCGGAGUCGACCGGCGCCAUUGGCAUCACGUCGGCGGUCGCCGCGUCCAUGGCCGUGGGCAUCUACGUAAACCCGUUCGGCGUCAAGAAAGCCAUCUACCCCAAUGAAUCUGGCCAGCGCGAGCCCAUCCCCCAAGCAAUUCUGCGACGUCUGGACGAGGAAGAACACAUUGGUCGGUUGAUGUUUCUCUGGCAGGAACUGCUCGGAUACGGCCUAACUCCAGACCUCGCCACGUUUGACAUCCUCGUGCGCACGUGCGUCCGCAAACGACAUCCGGAACUAGCUGCCACCGUGCUACUAGACGCGACCAACCCGAACUCGAUCGUGUCCCGCCGCAAGGCCAAAGGACCAUCGUACCACUUUGAGCUCAGCCUUGCCACGACCGUGCAGCUGCUGCAGGCGCUGGUAGCCCAGAAUUUGUUGCCCCUCUUUGACCAAGUGUUUACGUUGGCCAACGGAACCCACCGCUUCCAAGACAUCACAAAGCGGGUGCCAGAAAAAGGGGGACGGGGAGGUAUCCGGUAUACCCUUGGUGUGUUCCAGACCCCCAAGGCCACCGCCCUCGCCCUUGUGAAGCUCUUGAACCCACACAUGAAGCACUCGAUGCCGUCGCAGCCGAUUUCGUUCGAGGUGCAAAACUCGCAUGCUGUGCUGGACGUGCUCGAUGCCAUGUAUCCUGCCACAAGGGCGCUGUUUGUGAUGGAAGACGUGCAAGGGGCUGGCCAUGGUCUGGGCGUGCUACCUUUGAACCGUCAGCGCCUCCAAGCGCAUUUCAAGUCUCGACACCGAUGAUCCGUCGCCCUCGUAGUACUGCGAUAGGUGUAGACGCCAUUCUAUUCUUAGACAACCAACAAUCGAUCUUGCUUUGGAAUAUAUCGUCAC
Messenger RNA from Aphanomyces astaci, 2092 nucleotides. RefSeq lists its product as hypothetical. The transcript has a single exon. Gene Ontology annotation, molecular function: protein binding. The record is from RefSeq and is a predicted model, not a curated record. Lineage: Eukaryota; Oomycota; Saprolegniomycetes; Saprolegniales; Verrucalvaceae. The coding region runs from base 92 to 2002 and encodes 636 amino acids.